Molecule: messenger RNA, 2973 nt
Organism: Pseudonaja textilis
Lineage: Eukaryota; Metazoa; Chordata; Lepidosauria; Squamata; Elapidae
Source: RefSeq, a predicted model, not a curated record
CCGGACCAAUGAAGGGGUAAAUCUCGCUCGCUCCCGGGAUGGCGCAGAAAAGGUUGCCCCGCCCCCCUCGCCCUUUGACUGGCCGCACCGGCGACCGAAUAGCAGCUGAGCUCGUUGCCUAAGCUGCGUUUGGAGUCCGAAGGGCGGCUAGAGGAUUUGCAGGGGGCGCAGGAGCCCGGCGUCGCCUUCAAAGCACGCCUUCCCUCGUAAAAGGUGUGCGCGGAAAUAAAAAAGCUAAUCCAAAGUGGCAUUUUUGGUCCAAGGAGGACCUGCUGAAAAUAAGGAGUUGUGGCAUGAAGGAAUGCCUGUGAAGUUGAACAUUACGCUGCUAGCAGUUGAAAAAAAAUGCCUGUAACAGACCAGGCUUUUGUGACUCUUGCCACUAAUGAUGUUUAUUGUCAUGGAGCUCUGGUUCUUGGACAAUCCUUGAGGAAUCAUAAAACAUCUAGAAGACUGGCAAUACUAAUUACACCUCAAGUCUCCAGGGAAAUGAGGGUUGCCCUCAAGACCAUCUUUGAUUCCGUGGUUGAUGUUAAAGAAAUUGACAGUAAUGACUUGGUGCACUUAACUCUGCUGAAGAGGCUGGAACUGGGUGUAACCUUUACCAAACUGCAUUGCUGGACUCUUACUCAGUAUAGCAAAUGUGUCUUCAUGGAUGCAGACACAUUGGUGCUUUGUAAUGUUGAUGAACUUUUUGAGCGGGAAGAAUUAUCAGCAGCUCCAGAUUCCGGUUGGCCAGACUGCUUUAACAGUGGUGUCUUUGUUUUCCAACCUUCUUUGAAAACCUUCAAACAUCUUCUUCAGUUUGCUAGUGAACAUGGUAGUUUUGAUGGAGGUGAUCAAGGAUUGUUAAACAGUUUUUUCAGCAGCUGGGCAACCAAAGAUAUAAAUAAACACUUGCCAUUUAUCUAUAAUCUAAGCAGCAGCACUCUCUAUACAUAUGUCCCUGCUUUCCAGCAUUUUGGUAAAGAUACAAAGGUGAUUCAUUUUUUGGGACCAGCAAAGCCCUGGAACUACAAGUACAAUCCCCAGACAAGAACAGUCACACCAAAUGAUUCAGCUUCUGUAUCUGAAAAUCAGCUGCCAUUCCUAGAACUUUGGUGGAUAACAUACAGGUCCAGUAUAUUACCAUUACUGGAAAAAUUGCAAGAGCCUCCAAUCCAGCAAAAGGAGCCUGAAAGGAACACUGAUGUGCUGACACCUGAAAGCAAAAAUCCUCUUAUCAACAAUUCCUUGCCAGACUCAACAAAUACAGGAUAUAUUUCAGAAUCUGUUGUAACCACAUCCAGUGAGUUAUCUGCCAAAACUAAUAUUGCUGUAAAGAAAGAUGAAUGCAGUCUUGAAAGUGAUAUUGUUGAUCCAAGCAAGUCCUUCACGGAAUUGUCUGUUCAGCCUGUUCCUCUCCAGACUAUGAAUGAAUUUGUCAGCCCUGUUGCAAAGGUGACUAUUCAGCCAGAGGCAAAGGAAUCAAGAGCAGAAGAUGAACGAAGGAAGUGGGAGGAAGGCCACAUUGAUUAUCUAGGAAAGGAUGCUUUUGAAAACAUUAAGAAGAAAUUAGAUGCUUUUUUAUUAUAGGUGUUUUUCCUUAUCCUAAUUGCAAUUGAUCUGUUUACAUUUGCAGAACACACAACUAUCUUUUGCUUUGGUGAAGGAAAUUUCGGCAAAAAUAGAUUUUCUGACAUGACUAGUCUAGCCUAGAUAAAUAUGUAUUUGCCAUGUUUACUUUCAGAGAAUGAAAUGCAUGGAGCUUUCAAGCUUUCUUUUUGCGGAGUCAAAUUUUGGCUCAACUUCUCCAGAACCUCCCUUUGCUUAGGAAUAGCCUCUACAGCCUUGCAUCCUGUAAAGUUUCUAGCUAGAAAAUUAAUCUGAAAUUAUGAUAAAUGGCUUUAUACUUGUAGAUCAAAUAAAUUUUCCAUACCAGAUUUGGCAUGGAAGAAGGUAUAAAAAACUUGAAAGUAAAGGACUCAAAUACUUACAGCAGAGUUAAUAAACACACCUAAGGACAUGAUCCAAAUAUAGUCUCUGGGUAUGGAGGAUUUUACAGGUUCAAUAAAACCUUGCAUCUCCUCCUCCUUUUAUUAAACUAUGUUCAUGGAGUGUAAUGUAUUCGUAGGGAAGACUAUAUGUAUAUCAUGUAUUUUCAACCAGCCCUCCUUUUUUAUUUGGUGUAAAUAAAUCGUGCUGUAAUUUAACUGAAAUUCAGAUGGCCAGGAAUUCUAAGUAUUGUACUGUCGAUAUUUUUGGAAGAGGUCUACACAUAUUAAUCUAUUACACCCAAACCUUAGAGCAGUUUGUAACAUCUUAAGUCAUGCGUCAUUGUACUAUAAGUCUUUGUGAACUGAAAUCCAUUUUAUGAGAUGCAGGAAGGCAAAAGAAUAUUUCAUCUGGCUAAUGACAGCUAACUCACAACUGGUACAAUGUUAGGGCAUUAAACAGUGUUUGUAAUAGAAACUUAGUCAUGUUGAAUUAAAUGAGCCACUUUUUUCUCAUUGUACACUGGUUCCUUUGAUUGGUAAUGUGUAUUUUUUAUUUACUGUCAAAUGGUUAAUUCUUGGUAAAAUUAUAACUUUAUAGCCUUUUUCCCUAGGAGUAUUUAAAAUUCUUAAAUUUAACAUUGAAUCUUAGGAUAACUGUUUCAAAGCAUUAUGUAUAAUUGAAUUACUAAAACCCUCAUGUAUCCACUGAGAUGCUUACCAAAACUAAAGUGAACCUUUUUAUCUGUUAGAACAUUUGAAAUAUAUUUGUUGCAUUCUCUUUAAGCUUUUUUGUGAUUUUCUGUCCCUGUUUUAGGUUGCAGCCUAUCUAAAGCAGAGAUUCGUUUAAUAGUUUCUUGAAGAAGUUUAGUUUUGCAUGCAAGGAGGUGUCAGUGUUACAUAAUUUAUGUUUUCCCAUCAACAUUCAUUUCCUUUUAAUUUUGAUUUGAUACUUUAUGAUUUUGUAAAUAUUUAGUAAAAGUAUAAGUUCUACCUUAUA